UUAAAAGAGGCCAGGGCGGUCGGAGGGAAGACGCGGAGAGUGCGUGGAGCCAAGCGCAGAGUAGAGCGCUUCAGCCAACAACUGACUGCCCCAGCACAGCCACGAGCAGAGCAAGCCGAACCGUGAGGCACACUCGUGCAACACAGCUGAGGCGGACGGAGUCCCCACGUCGCCUCAUCUACUGGCCGGAGCCCUCCCAACGUUCAGGCUACCGCGCCGAGCCCCUCCAACCAGUAUGAGGCUCCUGGCCGCUGCGCUGCUGCUGCUGCUCCUGGCGCUGUGCGCCGCGCGCGUGGAUGGGUCCAAGUGCAAGUGCUCACGGAAGGGGCCAAAGAUCCGCUACAGCGACGUGAAGAAACUGGAGAUGAAGCCCAAGUACCCACACUGUGAGGAGAAGAUGGUUAUUAUCACCACCAAGAGUGUGUCCAGGUACCGGGGGCAGGAGCACUGCCUGCACCCCAAGCUGCAGAGCACCAAGCGGUUCAUCAAGUGGUACAACGCCUGGAACGAGAAGCGCAGGGUCUAUGAAGAAUAGGGUGAAAAAUCACACAGGAGAACUCCAGACUGAUUGGGAGGCUUUGAGCAAAGGACUUUGCAAAUUUUUGAAAUCAAAAUAAACACCUUCCUUUCUCACAGGCAUAAGACACAAUGUACACGUUGUUGAAAAGCACUUGUAUCCAGGGUGAGCUUCUACCUUUUAUAGCCGCAUGCAAAAGGCUUCCAGAUGUGAGACCUAUCUCCCCUGCACCCCAGAUUAUAGCACAAGCAAAAAUGGGGGAAAUCAUGCCUUUCCUUUUUUAAAAAAAAAAAAAAACAGAAUGCUCUUUUGUAUCUGACCAUAUGUCACCAUGCUUUGGAGCUUUAUAUGCAUCCGGGAGGAAUGGUGGACUUGGUUGGGACAUUUCUUUGCAGAGCUGCUCUUUUCCAGGCUCUGGAAGCUUCCACUUGCAGGUCCUGGCAUCUCAGCACAGCUGUGGUGGGCUCUCAUGGGCUUACAGUCAAGGUCACAGCUUCUGUUUGGCUCUGCAGGGGCUACACUGGGCACACAGGAGCAGAUACUUCUGUAUAAUUUCUUUGAGGAACUCAAACUGGUGACCAGAACAAUGUGAUUCCUUCUUCCCUGGUCACAUUCAACUCGCUCUAGGUAUCAACUCUGAGAUCCUGUGAGGGCCACCAAAAGGAGGGCCACUGGGGGCUUUUCCCCAACCUGGGGGUUUGUGAGAAGGCCGUGGCUUCUCUGUUGAACACUUGGAAUACAUCUGAAAUUCCCAACCCUUUGAGAAAACCUUAGGAGAAAACUUAGACAUGAACAACACACAGCCACAAAGACAUGUGCUACCGAUAAGGGACAACUUCCAGAGCAUGUCACCCCCACUGCAAGGGGACACACACAAAAGCAAUCCACG
Molecule: messenger RNA, 1406 nt
Organism: Ochotona princeps (American pika)
Lineage: Eukaryota; Metazoa; Chordata; Mammalia; Lagomorpha; Ochotonidae
Gene: CXCL14
Product: C-X-C motif chemokine ligand 14
Exons: 4
Coding region: 236-535 (99 amino acids)
Biological process (GO): antimicrobial humoral immune response mediated by antimicrobial peptide; cell chemotaxis
Cellular component (GO): extracellular region
Molecular function (GO): chemokine activity
Source: RefSeq, a predicted model, not a curated record